AUGAAGAAGCUGAAGAACUACUACCUUCAGUUCAAGCAGCCGAAAUCAAAAUGGGUAACAAUGGAGAGGAAGUGGAUCUUCCCACUGGCCAUCGGCUCAGUGGUUUCCCUUUUCCUGCUCUUUCUAACCACCCUGACCUCCCCCGACGGCUUGCCCCUCUUCCCCCUCCGGCGGUACUAUUCCCCCUCCGCCGCGGCGGCCGCCGCCGCCUCUAUCUUCGUCGAGACGAGGCUGAAACCCUUGCCGAUCAGCGAUCUCCCUCUUCCGCCGCGGCUGGCCUACCUGAUUUCCGGCUCCGCCGGCGACGGCGGUAUGCUCCGCCGUACGCUCGAGGCGCUCUACCAUCCCAACAAUCAGUACGUCGUGCACCUAGACGCCGAGUCCUCGGAGGCCGAGCGGCUCGAUCUGCGCAAUUACGUCAGUAACCACUCGAUCUUCCGGAGGUUCGAGAACGUGCGGAUGAUUACGAAGGCUAAUUUGGUCACAUACCGUGGGCCCACCAUGGUGGCGAACACUCUGCACGCGGCCGCAAUUCUGUUGAAGGAAGGCGGGGAUUGGGACUGGUUUAUCAACCUCAGCGCGUCUGAUUAUCCAUUGGUGACUCAAGAUGAUCUGCUGCAUACAUUUUCAUACUUGCCCCGGGAUCUUAAUUUCAUUGAUCAUACAAGUGACAUUGGCUGGAAAGAGUUCCAGAGGGCAAAGCCGGUUAUUAUCGAUCCCGGUUUGUAUAUGACGAAAAAGACCGAUGUGUUCUGGAUUUCACAGAGAAGAAGUGUGCCGACAGCAUUUAAGCUCUUUACAGGAUCGGCUUGGAUGGCCCUAUCUCGAUCGUUCGUUGACUACUGCGUGUGGGGCUGGGACAAUCUGCCUCGCUCGGUUCUCAUGUACUACGCAAACUUCAUAUCCUCCCCCGAGGGCUAUUUCCACACGGUCAUCUGCAAUGCUCCCGAGUUUCGAAACACGACCGUUAACAGCGACCUUCACUUCAUCUCGUGGGACAAUCCUCCAAAGCAGCAUCCUCAUUACCUCACGCUCGACGACAUGCAGAGGAUGGUCGAUUCGAAUGCCCCUUUCGCCCGGAAGUUUCACCACGACGACCCGGUGCUCGACAGGAUAGACUCGGAGCUUCUUUAUCGAGGUAAAGGGAUGCUUGUCCCGGGCGGGUGGUGCUUGGGGCCCACGGAGAAUGGGUCAGACCCGUGCUCGGUCGUGGGGGACGACACUAAGGUGCUGAGGCCGACGGAUGGGGCCAAAAGGCUGGAGAAGCUCACGGGUUUUCUUCUGUCGGAGGGUAAUUUCAGGCCUCGACAAUGCAGGAAUUAA
Striga hermonthica is the source of this 1323-nucleotide messenger RNA. The record is from the annotation of a GenBank genome assembly. Lineage: Eukaryota; Viridiplantae; Streptophyta; Magnoliopsida; Lamiales; Orobanchaceae.